UUCCUUUCCUCCAUCUUGAGCGAGAAUGAAGACCAUUCUCAGCAACCAGGUUGUUGACAUUCCUGACAGCGUUGAUGUGACUUUGAAGGGCCGAACAGUCAUUGUAAAGGGGCCUCGAGGGAUGUUGCGCAGAGAAUUUAAUCACAUUAACCUAGAACUCAGUCUUCUUGGUGUGAAGAAAAAGAAGCUUCGAGUUGACAAAUGGUGGGGUAACAGAAAAGAGCUGGCCACAGUGCGGACAAUCUGUAGUCAUGUACAGAAUAUGAUCAAGGGGGUCACAUUAGGCUUCCGUUACAAGAUGAGAUCAGUCUAUGCUCACUUCCCCAUUAAUGUGGUUGUUCAGGAUUCCGGAUCUCUAGUAGAAAUCCGUAACUUCCUUGGAGAGAAGUAUAUUCGUAGAGUCCGUAUGAAGCCAGGUGUUUCAUGUAUAGUUUCCCAGGCCCAGAAAGAUGAGCUUGUUCUUGAGGGAAACGACAUUGAGUUGGUGUCAAACUCUGCUGCUCUUAUUCAACAAGCAACAACAGUGAAAAAGAAGGAUAUUCGUAAGUUCUUGGAUGGCAUCUAUGUGAGCGAAAAGACCACUGUUGUUCCACAGCUCAGUGAUUAACGCUCAGCUCUUUGUGAUGCUCAGCACUCAGAUUAUAACUUUAGAAUAAAUUUUAUGGACUGAA
Chiloscyllium plagiosum (whitespotted bambooshark) is the source of this 671-nucleotide messenger RNA. It is a transcript of the gene rpl9, whose product is annotated as ribosomal protein L9. NCBI's taxonomy places the organism in Eukaryota, Metazoa, Chordata, Chondrichthyes, Orectolobiformes, Hemiscylliidae. Gene Ontology annotation, biological process: cytoplasmic translation. Gene Ontology annotation, cellular component: cytosolic large ribosomal subunit; ribosome. The record is from RefSeq and is a predicted model, not a curated record. Gene Ontology annotation, molecular function: structural constituent of ribosome; rRNA binding.